Molecule: messenger RNA, 2151 nt
Organism: Rotaria sordida
Lineage: Eukaryota; Metazoa; Rotifera; Eurotatoria; Philodinida; Philodinidae
Source: the annotation of a GenBank genome assembly
AUGGAUGAUUUGCUGGAAGAUAUAUGUAUUUGUGAAAAUGAUAAUGUAGAAAAUGAACAACCAGUAACAACAACAACAACAACAACAACUAUAACAAAAACAUUAACAUCUACUGUUCAAAUGCAAAAGAAAAAGAAAGGUGUUUUUCGUAAAGAAUGGUUAUCUAUGAAAGAAUACUCGAAAUGGUUACAAGAAGUCAAAACUGAUUCAACACAAGCUCGAUGUAAAGCCUGUUCAAAAACUUUUUCUGUUCGUUGUGAUGGUAAAACAGCACUUGAUAAACAUAUGAAUCGUGAUGCACAUAAAACAUCAAUGAAAACAUUUGAAAAAUCUACAUUAAUCACAACACUUACAAUUCCGGCAAGUGAAUCAGAUAAAAUUUCAGCUGCUGAAGGUAUGUUGGUGUACCAUGGAGUUAAACAUGGACACAGUUAUGUUUCACAAGAAUGUGGAACUAAUUUGGUAAAAACACUAUUUGAAUCAUCAUCAUCAGUAGCAAAAUCGUUAUCAUGUGGUAAAACGAAAUCUAGAGCAAUUGUAUGUAAUGUAUUUGGACCAUAUUUUACAAAAAAAAUAGUUGACGAAGUAUUAGAAGCACGUUUUUAUUCAUUAUCAUAUGAUUCUUCAAAUAAAGGAAACUGCAAGACAUAUCCAUUUACUGUACAAUUUUUUUCAGAUGUUGGUGUUAAAAGGGCACUUAUUCAGCUCAUUGAAGAUCCAUAUGAAACAGCAGAAGAUAUAUUUCAAAAUGCGUGUAAAAUAAUAAAUGAUUUUCAAUUAAAAAUUGAAAAUUUGACAAGCGUUGGUGCUGAUAACACCAACGUAAAUUUUGGUGAGCAUCAUUCAGUAUUUCAACUAUUUAAAAAUGAAGUACCACAUAUUGUACAAGGAAACUGUUAUGCACAUAUAUUACAUAAUGCAGCUAAACAUGCACACGACGUUUUACCAAUUGACAUUGAAAGCGUUUUAUGUAAAAUUUAUUCCCAUUUUUCAAGAUCAGCUAAACGAAUCGAAGAAUUAAAAGCAUAUUAUGAAUUUGUACAAUCUGAAUAUAGUACGUUAUUGCAGCAUAUUCUUACGAGGUGGUUAAGUUUAUUGCGUUCUGUUGAACGUUUACUUGAAAAAUAUGAACCUAUAAAAUUGUAUUUUUUAAAUCAACCAACAACAAUAAAAAAUCAACAACUCUUAAAGUCUUUCUUCGAUAGUACUGAUGGUUUAUGUAUUUUAAAUUUUUUACAAAAUCUAUUAAAUGAAAUUCAACGAGCUGAUUUACAACUACAACGUACAUAUACAACAGCAGUUGAUCUUCAUCGUAUAAUUAGUGGUUUAGUUAAAAAAUUACAACAAAGAUUACAUGAUAAAUAUUUCGGUAAUACUACACACGAAAUAUUGAAACAAUUACAGGAAAUUGAUGCAAAUAAAGCGGAAGAAUUGAAACAAUCAUUUGAAUCAUUUAUUAAAACUGUUAUUGAAUAUAUUAAAUCUUAUUAUGAUGAUGAUACAAGACAGUUUUAUGAAAAAUUAUCAUUUUUUAGUUAUCAAUCACUUGAAUUUCUUGCAUGGGAACGUCUUAUGGAUGUUGCUGAUUUAAUUAAAGUAAAUGAUUUGAAUAAAGAUGAAUUGUAUAGUGAAUAUUGUGAAAUCAGAGUUUUAUACGACAAUUUAAUAAAAACAGAUAUUAAAUUAAGUGAUCAAAUCAAGUCGUAUAUCUCAAGUAAGAAAGACUAUGUUCCAAUAUCAACAGUAAAUGAUAAUUCAGAUAGUUUAUAUGAUAAUAAUGAUGAAGAAGUUGAAUUAGUACACAAAAAUCAGAAGAAAGAUGAAUAUGUACGAUCCGAUCACUUCUGGUCUUAUUUACUGAAUAUCAAUCCAAAUUCAACACCAAAUAUGAAAAAAAUUAUAUGUUAUAUAUUUUCGAUUCCUUGUACAAAUGCAUAUGUAGAAACAAUUUUUAGUCAUAUGAAACAUGCAUGGUCUGAUUAUCGGAAUCGUAUGGAUAUCGAAUUAGUUGAUGCUGAGUUGAAAAUAAGAAUGAAUUCUGAUUAUCCUUGUGCAUAUAUGUAUAAAUAUCUUUUAUCUCAACCUGAUAUAUUGAACAAAAUUCGAACAAAUGAAAAAUAUCAACAAAAGAAACGUCGUAAUAUUGAAUGA